Messenger RNA from Pyricularia oryzae 70-15, 1653 nucleotides. RefSeq lists its product as uncharacterized. The coding region runs from base 1 to 1584 and encodes 527 amino acids. The record is from RefSeq and is a predicted model, not a curated record. The transcript has 3 exons. Gene Ontology annotation, molecular function: protein binding. Lineage: Eukaryota; Fungi; Ascomycota; Sordariomycetes; Magnaporthales; Pyriculariaceae.
AUGGGGAACUCGUCGCAUCCAGUUCGGUUCCGGACGAAUAACAACAAAACGAUUGUCAUUCCGCUAACGCCCGACGGGCCUGCUAUAAAUUUGGACGAGUAUCAAAUCAUUGACAAACCAGCUGGGCUCCCCUAUUCGACUGAACAGUUGUUAUGGGUUGACCCAAAAGCAAGACCCCAAAGAUUAUACGCCUGGGGCGGGACUGAAGAUUAUGGGGGACCAAUUUCACCCACCGUGCAUGAACUCCGCACGUUCACGCGGGGCGACAAGGAAGGCGAGAACUUCACAGGCACCUGGACCGUGGAAAGCCGGCCGCCGAGGGAUGACUCCACGUCCGAUGCAAUUCUCUUCAAGCAUUACUCCACUUGGACCACCUGCAACGAUGUCGGCAUCAUGCUCGGUGGCGUAGUCGUCACACCCGACUUUCGCUACUUCUCGGCCGGGCUGGUUACUUACAAUAUGACGACGGGGAAAUGGUCGAAUGACACCAGGCAAGCUUUCCCAGAAGUCAUCAAAGAUGAAAACAACAAAAACAUGACACUCUCGAAUAGUUACGCUGGGGGUGCCGCAGUAUGUCUCCCGACUAUGGGGACUGGCAAAGGCGGCCUGGUUUUCUUCCUUGCAGGAACCCAGACAAGCGCGGAUCCGAGGAGCAGAAGCUUGGUAUACAUGCCCAUGAUGACGGUGCAUUUCUACGACACUCUCACUCGGACCUUCCACAAGCAGAGCACAACCGGACCCGAGCUUCCCAGCCUGCGACAAGAUGCCUGCGUUGUGGCCACGCAGGCCAGUAGCGACGGCAUGCAGUCCUCGUACGAGAUAUUCAUGUUCGGGGGUGAGGCUAGCGGGUAUCCUGUGUCCUCCGACGUUUGGAUUCUCACCGUUCCGGGGUUUCGAUGGUUCAAAGCAACAGAGGCCGACAUUUACGGUAACGUUAGGACUGAACACGCUUGCGCCGUCAUCGGACAAGGCCGGCGACAUAUGAUCAGUGUUGGGGGGCGAAACUGGGAUGAGAAUGUAGAGGCGCUCGGAUGGUCGGACGGUAUCGGGGUAUAUGACAUGACCAAUCUUAGUUGGAUUUCCCCAUACAAGCCGAAUGGUACAGCCUACGAAAAGCCCCAGGUCGUCAAGGAAUGGUACGCUGAAGGGAAUCUCGAUAGGGUUGUUUUUGACACCCUUGAAACGGCCAAGAUCUUUGGCCUAGAAUCACAAUUCAGGGGCGAGCAGACGCAGUUGCCAAUCGCUGCCAUUGUCGGCGGUGUCCUAGCAGUGGUGCUGCUGUCGGUGAUUUGUGCAGCCUUGUUUGUCCGGCGUCGACAGCGGAGCACUCAAGGCAAGCAGAACCACUCUGAGUUGGAUAAAGCCCCUCUAGAGGCUAGCGACAAGCUGUUAGACUCAACACCUAUCCACGAGCUGCCUCCGGGAAUCAAGGCGCACGAGUUGCUCGUUGCAAAUCGAGGUGCUGGCGAAUUGCAGGACAGAGAGAUUGCAAUCGAAAUGCAUCAUGAUUCUAGGCCACAAGAGUUGCCUGGAAAUGAUGUCAUUAGACAUCAGCCUAGUUUCGGUUGUACUUUGCCGCCAUGAUGUUACAUAGGAAGGAUACUGUAAUAGGUCGCGUGCAUUUUUAUCGAGGUCAAAAUAAAAGCGUCUGCC